Messenger RNA from Scleropages formosus (Asian bonytongue), 1304 nucleotides. RefSeq names its product rhombotin-1. The transcript has 4 exons. Gene Ontology annotation, molecular function: transcription coactivator activity; DNA-binding transcription factor binding. The coding region runs from base 188 to 655 and encodes 155 amino acids. Gene Ontology annotation, cellular component: nucleus. The record is from RefSeq and is a predicted model, not a curated record. Gene Ontology annotation, biological process: positive regulation of transcription by RNA polymerase II. NCBI's taxonomy places the organism in Eukaryota, Metazoa, Chordata, Actinopteri, Osteoglossiformes, Osteoglossidae.
GUUCCGCUGGAGCGCAGAUCCGCCGCCGCCUCCGCAGCCCGAGGCGGGAGCAGCGCUCCGUGCGCGCCGUACAGCCGCCGAGAGGGACCCCGAGCGGCCGGAGCGGGAGCAGCGGCUGCUCGAGCCGAGGACGGAGCGCCUGGAGGCGCGGGCGGAGACGCAGCCGGACGCCUCGCUCCUGAGGACCAUGGUGCUGGACAAGGAGGAAGGUGUGCCGAUGCUCUCUGUGCAGCCCAAGGGCAAGCAGAAGGGCUGCGCCGGCUGCAACCGCAAGAUCAAGGACCGCUACCUGCUGAAGGCUUUGGACAAGUACUGGCACGAGGACUGCCUCAAAUGCGCCUGCUGCGACUGCCGGUUGGGGGAGGUUGGCUCCACCCUCUACACGAAAGCCAACCUCAUCCUCUGUCGCAGGGACUACCUGAGGCUCUUCGGUACGACGGGAAACUGCGCAGCCUGCAGUAAACUGAUCCCAGCCUUUGAAAUGGUGAUGAGAGCCAGAGACAAUGUUUACCAUUUGGACUGCUUCGCUUGUCAGCUCUGCAACCAGAGGUUCUGCGUGGGGGAUAAGUUUUUCCUGAAGAACAACAUGAUUCUGUGCCAGAUGGACUAUGAGGAGGGGCAGCUGAACGGGAGCUUCGAGACACAGGUUCAAUAGCUGCCGCUACCGUACGGCCUUCUCGCACGGGACAGAUGCCCAGCCGCAGUCCCAGUGAAGGGCAUCUCCUCUGCUUGCCUGCAAUACUUUUUGAUUCUCAUUGGUCCCCAAGGACUCUUGUAAAUGUGAUACUUCUGGCUCUGCCCUCCCCAACACUGAGCAGUUACCGGUUUUUGAUGUACAGUUGUUCCUGCUUAGCUGAGCACUGUAUUGCCUGUAUGUUUGUGAUGUUCGCCCCCCCUUUUUUCGGUAUGGUUCUAUGGAGGGUCUGUACAGUAUGUUUUUCUGUGUAUAUAUAAACCGGAACAUUUAUUUUAUGAAAAUGUAAUGCAAUUUUAUUACCAUUGUGAAUUAAAAAUUCUUAAAUGUUCAGUCUUUUUUUUUUUUUUUUUUUUUGGUCCCCUUAUAUACACCUUUGGAGAAAGCAGGUCCUGUUUCAUAACAAGCCAUACAGUGGCAAACCAGCAAUUACUUGUGUGCUUAUAAAUACAGGCAUUAUUUGAAUACAUCAUAAGUAUGGUAACAAUGCUCAGAAGGUUACUUACCAAGCUGGUGCUAAUAUGAAGAGCAUUAUGCAGGACACUGGUAUUAUGCAGGCUCUUGAAUCUCAGAUUUAGGAUUUUUUUUUUUUUUUCCCCCACAGCCUUCC